This is a messenger RNA of Physella acuta, 2734 nucleotides long. Its product is annotated as QRFP-like peptide receptor. The record is from RefSeq and is a predicted model, not a curated record. Gene Ontology annotation, cellular component: plasma membrane. Lineage: Eukaryota; Metazoa; Mollusca; Gastropoda; Physidae. Gene Ontology annotation, biological process: cellular response to hormone stimulus; G protein-coupled receptor signaling pathway. Gene Ontology annotation, molecular function: G protein-coupled receptor activity; peptide binding.
GCUAACAUCAAGCGUGACAACUCACACAUUCUGUUUCCUCAAGUGUUCGCUCAAUUACUGGACUGUUGACCACUAUUGUCCACUCCAGUAGUCGAUUAUUACCUAAUUAUUGCCAGUAAUUUAUAAAGGUUCUGAGAACGUGUCAAGUGCCGUCUGCUGGGCAAGUCGGUCACGCUGAUGACGUCAUACCGGCUCCGUUGAUGGCGUAACGACCAUUUAUUUUGUGGCGAAUUUUUUUACUAGCAACAAGGAUCGCCUCAUUUCCUAGGAUAACUGCCGUUUUCAUAACAAGGAAUUGUGUUAGUUGUGUUACUUGAAUCAAAACUUUUCAACUACAGUUACAAAUGUUGGGGAAAAACUUCUCAUCUGUAAAACUGUUUGAUCACAGAACGGUUAAAAUAUAAAAACAGAAGACUUUAUAACAAGAUAAGUCACAAUGGUCAAUCAUACCUGGAUGAGUGGACAUUUUUACAGCUGAUAAACCAUGCAUUCAACGAUGGACGGAGACACGGAAAAUAUUAUCCCAACCAAACUUGUCGUUGUUAUAUUCAUACUGAUCAUCAUCGCCUGUUUCCUAGGCAACCUGGCUGUGAUACUUGUUGUUAUUUUUAGACCAGUUCUUCACACGUCGACGAGUUUUUUUCUUCUCUCACUCUCCAUCGCUGACCUACUGGUUGGUAUUGUUGUCGUCUCCUUGACCCUGGUACACAAACUUAACAUGGAUUACGCACAAAAUGUCAGUGAUUUAGCGUGCGUGGUUCUUCCAUUUAUAGAAUUGGCUUGUGUGACUGCUAGCGUCUACUCUCUCUUGUUUGUCAGCAUAGAUAGGUACAGAGCGAUAGUGCUAGCUCGCAAGCCAGCCCAGAACACGUCCAUAGCCCUGUCUUUUGUCCUUGUUUGGGUGUGGGCCUUUGUCUACUCGGCCAAAAUUUUUGUACAGGAUUUCUUCAAUUCUUCCAUCGACGAGGAACAGCCGAUAGAACAUUCCAUUGAAAACACAACCGAUAUUAUAUCAGUGGUGACUAAUGAAACAACAGCAGAAGUUUUGCCCGUCAUCAACACCACAGUUAGCCAGGUAGAUUUACCUGAGCGCGCUUACUGCAGCAUUUUAGUUGAGGAGGACGAUGAUGAUUUACCUUACAGAAUCCUCGACCUUGUUAUAUUAUUUGUCAUUCCUGUGGCAGCCAUGAUUUAUAUUUUCGUCCAAAUACGCAAACGUCUGUGGGGAUCUAGCGUGGGAGCCACGACAAAUGUCAGGAGGAAGCGGGCGGUCAUCCGAUUCUUGGCCAUUGACAUCAUCGUCUUUGUCGUGUGCUGGCUGCCGUUCUACUUGAUUGAUAUAGUCACAGAUACCAUGAAAAUUAUUGUAGAUCAAAGUGAAACUGACGCCCUUGAACAAGGCUCGGUGUAUGUGAUUGUGAGGUUUAUGUGCAUAGUUCUGGCAAUGUGCAACAGUUUUUUUAACCCUCUCAUCUACGCUUUCUUCAACAAGAACUUCAUCAAUGAGGUGUGCAUCAUGUUCUCCAGCUGUCGAUGUUUCACCUGUUUACCUAACAAGGUGGCUCCAGAAACCACUGACGAAACGCAAGCAAGUUGUCCUGGUGAUGGACCAGUGGUCAGUACAACUUGAUGUUUAACCUGUCUCUCAGGAGACGGUAAAGAUAAUUAAAAUCAUAUCAAGGUCAAGUACGGGCUCUGCUUAUCAAAUGGACAUCACCCAAACACGUCGACAAACGGACAUCACCCCAACACGUCGAUAAAUGGACAUCGCCACAACACGUCGAUAAAUGGACAUCCCCACAACACGUCGAUAAAUGGACAUCGCCACAACACGUCGAUAAAUGGACAUCACCCCAACACGUCGACAAAUGGAUAUCACCACAACACGUCGAUAAAUGGAUAUCACCCCAACACUUGAUAAAAGAUCUGUCAACACAGCAUAUAACGACGUUUGGACAAUCAUUUCAAAUUUUGAUUGAGUUAAAUGAUGGCUCAACACUGCCCUAUGCCAACUUGUAGAUAGCCAUUUCAGUCCUGCACUACCAUUAUAAAUUAACGAUUGAUGGAUGCCGUUGGUGACAUAAACCUACUGUAUCACCAGAUGUAUUUGUCACGUGACUAAACAUUUUGCUAAGUGAAUAGACAACUUUGUUACACUCCUACCCUAAGAGAACAGUCAAUGUUCAUCAACUCCAAGCUUGGAUCACGCUCUGUGUUUACUUUUGUUUGUUUACAUUGUUCAAACAUGUUUCAUUAAAUUACCUCUCCCAUAUUUCAUUUAUUUAUUUUAAUUAUUUACUAGCCUUCCCGGCCAGGCCCUCCACUGGUCUCUGUGAAAAACCUAUAAGUUAAGGACCAUAACUUGUGUGUUUAUCAAACAGCAUAUCCCCGGCAUUGCCCAGAUUUAACAAAUAUAUUACUUUUCGAAUUAAUCCUAUCCACCCUAUCCACAACCAACCAAAACUAAAAUACACAAAAAAACGCAAACAUUAAGCAAACACAAACACAAACAAAAAACAACGCAAACAAAGACACUAACACAAAUAAAAAAGCAAACAUAAACAUAAACCCACACAAAUACAAAUACAAAGAAAACACAAACACAAAAGCAAACGCAAACACAAACAAUUACACAAACACAAAUCCAUACAUAAACACAAUGCAAACACAAAUAAAAAUAGAAACGCAAACGCAAACCUAAACGCAAAUAACAACUCAAAUUUAUGCUAAUGUA